This is a messenger RNA of Frieseomelitta varia, 1124 nucleotides long. RefSeq lists its product as uncharacterized. Bases 234 to 665 code for a protein of 143 amino acids. The transcript has 4 exons. The record is from RefSeq and is a predicted model, not a curated record. Lineage: Eukaryota; Metazoa; Arthropoda; Insecta; Hymenoptera; Apidae.
CAUCUUUCUUGAAUCUAGACCAUCCUCACCAACAGUUAAUCACUUCUGCAAUACUGGAAAGUAAUAACAGAAUUCCAAUGCAAAUAAUGCCGUAGACUAGCGAUUAGUAAUCAAGUAUCACGAGAUACCGUGGAUCAUCGAUCUGGACGAUCUUCCUUCAUUAUCGAACACGGAGCGUAUGAAAGAAGUUACGCGCCGUCGAUCGUGGGAAGUGGUGCGGAAAACGUUGCGAAAUGCAAGCACACUGGCCUGGGCAUCUAUCCGGGAGGAGGACAUCCAUCCCGAGAAAUGGGAAAAUAGAAAGAGCCAUGCGAUCGGAAUUAGCAGCAAAUUCAAGGUGCACGGAGUCCAGUGAGCAAGCGGAGAAAGGCACGCGCGAAUACGCACGCUCGGAAUUGCUCGGCGAGCAAUCUGCCUCCUGCCCAGCCUUACACGCAUUCAAGAACCGCGGGGAAGACCGGGUCAGGGCAGAGCGCGAAGUUGCUUCAACCCUUUCACGGCCGAGGAGAUGCCUCGGUUCUACAUUUUCAGAAGUAUCUUCUAAUGAUACUAGAUUGCUCUGUCUCUUGUUUAUACAUAUUCUUUUCUGUCACUGGUUUGCGUUUCCAAAUCUCUUAAGAUCGGAUUUGGACAUCUUGAGGAACUUAGGUAUCUUUCGUUCGUGAAUAUCUUCCCUGUCAAUCAAUAUUUCGCCUGAAUCAAGCAUUCUCCCAAAUUACAGUGUCUUCAUUGUACAGCCCGUAUCGAUCGGGGACAUCUCGUCCAACCAUUUUCCCAAGUUUCGCCCAGCAUCACUUUCUAACGUUUCACACUAAUCUUCAGAAGUGCACAAUCUCCGUGCGGAAAAAUGACAGGGGACGUACUAUUUGCAGCAGUUCUGGCGCGCCUGUGCAGCAUUAAUCCGCUUCUGCAACCAGAAGGUGAUGAUUAUCGUUGUAAAUUUAGCCAUAGUUUCAUUAAUUAUGGUCGCCAGUAACGCAGAGAACUAGUUAAAAGGACGCAUCUCAUGCGUCGGCUAGAAACGUUGCGUGAAGUAAUCGGUGAGAAGGAUCAAAAUUGCGGCACCGCGUUGAUUUAACGAUGCAUUUCAUUAAAAGAAAAAAAAAAAAAAAAAAAAAAAAGAA